GCCUAUCACAGAUAUCUUCACUAGCGACACAUGCAUUGACCGGAGAAAAUGCCACCGGACAGUGCCUAUGAAGGUGCUUGCGCUUGGCGUGGGAAGAACUGGUACUGCGUGUAUGUUCUGUCUCCUGUGAAUUCAAGCCGUAUGCCAGCCGUCUGACGGUUUACUAGCCCUCCGCAAGGCCCUUGAGAGAUUGGGAUAUGUCAAAUGCUACCACAUGAUGUCCGCCAGCGUGGAGAACCCUCCUGACUGUCUGAUGUGGCACGAUGCUCUCUGCGCCAAAUACGACGGUGUGGGUGAGUUUGGCAGAAAGGAAUGGGAUCAGUUGCUGGGAGACUGCCAGGCUGUCUGCGACUGGCCUGCUUGUGCCUUCGCCAAAGAGUUGAUCGAAGCCUAUCCCAACGCCAAAGUCAUUCUGUCGACCCGUGAUGUGGACUCGUGGCAUGCUUCCGUCAUGAAGACCGUUUUCUGGCGUGUCACCGACCCUGAACACCGCCUCGUUUCCCACUUCAGCUGGGCCGCCAGCAUGUACUACCCCAUGCUGAACAAGUUCUUCGAGACGUUCUUCCGUGGCGACUUCCCCAACAAGGGCAAGCAGGUCUACCUUGAUCACGUGGAGGAGGUCCGCAGCCUGGUUCCUCCGGAGAGACUGCUCGAGUACCAGAUCAAGGAUGGCUGGGGACCGCUGUGCGAGUUCCUGGGCGAGGAGGUCCCCGACACUCCCUUUCCCCGUGGAAACGACAUGGCGGACUUCUUCAACCGCUGCCGCACUCGCAACAGACGUCAAAUGAUGAACGCCGCUCUGCAGGCUGUCACCAUGGGUGGGGCCUUACUGGCGACUGGGGUUGCUGCUGCCAUGGUUUUCAAGCGCUUCUCCCGGUAAUGAUUUUCAUUUUUCCUAUUUCGUCCGACAUGUGCGCUGGCGCCAUGGAUCUUUGACCUGUCACCCGUUUCAGGCUUUGAACAUUACUUUAAUCUCUUCAAAAUAUGUUUUAUGUUGAUUCCCUAAUGUUACCUCUGGUUUGUCCACCUUCGUUUUGAUCGGGGUUUGAUCCUCAAUGCACAUUGACAAAUGAUAUCUUCCCAUCUGGUCGUGGUGCCUUGUCUAAGACCGUGCGGUGGAGAAAUUGCUUGGCUCAAGGGCCGGAAUAUAUAGAGCGAGGUUCCUCUGAAAAGAAAUAGAUAUCCAAAAUGCUGCUGCCUAC
This is a messenger RNA of Aspergillus novofumigatus IBT 16806, 1202 nucleotides long. Its product is annotated as sulfotransferase family protein. Lineage: Eukaryota; Fungi; Ascomycota; Eurotiomycetes; Eurotiales; Aspergillaceae. The record is from RefSeq and is a predicted model, not a curated record. Bases 218 to 880 code for a protein of 220 amino acids. The transcript has 3 exons.